AUGGAGAAUAUCUCCAAUUUUUGUAGCUCUUGUUCAAGCCUCAUUUUUCCAAAUACAGUAAAUGAUCCAACUGAACAUUCACUAAAUCUUGAUGAUUUCGAUACAAAUGAUUUUUUAGUUGAUAACAGUGACGAAAACUAUGAGGGUGCAAAUUCAUUUCAUAGUCAAAAUAACACUCAGCAAAUGUUUCAAAACAUUAAUUUUGAUAUUUUCACAGAUAUUCCAGCAGUUUCCGAAGAACCACAACCACAGUUAUCUCCUGCCACCUUGUCUGAUCUCACAGUCAUCGACGAAAGAACGGGGAAAGCUGUCAACAAACAGCUAAAACUGGAUUUCUCGACCGGGCAUGUCAUCGCUAUUGGCGAUGAAGCGCUAUUAACUGUGAAUGAUAGCUUUCCUGGUAAUGAGGAUGGGUUUCAAGCUAAACAACUACUCUUAUUGCCUAACAGAAGGUAUAGGGGUGUAAGACGACGGCCAUGGGGGAGGUUCACCGCGGAGAUGAGGAAUCCGGAGAAGAAAGGUAAGAGAUUGUGGCUUGGGACCUAUGACACACCAGAAGAAGCCGCCAUGGCGUAUGAUCGAGCAGCUUUUAAGCAUCGUGGUUCUCAUGCUUUGCUUAAUUUUCCACAUAUGAUCGGGUUGCACAAAGAAAAUCGCACAAGUCCUAAAGGAAAAAAGCGACAUACAGGGAAAUCUUAG
This is a messenger RNA of Helianthus annuus (common sunflower), 699 nucleotides long. RefSeq names its product ethylene-responsive transcription factor ERF034. Gene Ontology annotation, biological process: ethylene-activated signaling pathway; regulation of DNA-templated transcription. Lineage: Eukaryota; Viridiplantae; Streptophyta; Magnoliopsida; Asterales; Asteraceae. The transcript has a single exon. Gene Ontology annotation, molecular function: DNA binding; DNA-binding transcription factor activity. The coding region runs from base 1 to 699 and encodes 232 amino acids. The record is from RefSeq and is a predicted model, not a curated record.